Messenger RNA from Prunus mume (Japanese apricot), 2964 nucleotides. RefSeq names its product ubiquitin-specific protease 25 (gene UBP25). NCBI's taxonomy places the organism in Eukaryota, Viridiplantae, Streptophyta, Magnoliopsida, Rosales, Rosaceae. The record is from RefSeq and is a predicted model, not a curated record. Gene Ontology annotation, molecular function: cysteine-type deubiquitinase activity. Gene Ontology annotation, biological process: protein deubiquitination. Gene Ontology annotation, cellular component: cytosol; nucleus.
GACAUGAACCCUCGAAAAUCAGACAAGGGAUUUUGGGUUUGGUGGUAAAGAGGGUGGGAGGCUUUUUGCUUCUUCUUCUUCACAGCAGCUCUCUCUCGUCUCUAUGUCUCUAAAAAAAGGCGCUAGAGAUUGGAGAGAGAUAUGCUAUUGGGGUGGUGGUGGUGGAGGCGUUGUUCCGGACGGAGCAGCAGCAGCAGAACGGCGUCGUGCGAUGGUCGUCGUCAACGUUGAUGGGCCUGCAAUUUCAAUUGCAGAUGAGUUGGCAGCCGAGUCUACUGAGUCACAAGCGCAAGACGGGCCCACCUCUAGGGUUAAGGAACCUCGGCAACUCUUGUUACCUCAACAGCGUCCUUCAGUGCCUCACCUACACCCCUCCUCUCGCCAAUUUCUGCCUCCGCAACCAACACACCUCUCUCUGUGACUCUUCGGAUGCGGAGCGGAAGCGCGACUGUCCAUUUUGCAUUUUGGAGAAGCGAAUAGUGCGCUCGCUCAGUCUGGAUCUCAGUCUAGAUGCGCCGCAGAAGAUACAGAGCUGUCUCAGGAUUUUCUCCGAACACUUUCGGUGCGGUCGCCAGGAAGACGCCCACGAGUUUCUCCGCUACGUGAUCGAUGCUUGCCACAACACCUGCCUUCGCCUCAAGAAGCUGCGGCGCACUGCCAGCUCUAAUGGCAAUGGCAACGUGGCCAAUGGCAUAGGCAAUGGGACGACGACGUCAACUGUGGUGAAGGAGAUAUUCGGGGGAGCUUUGCAGAGCCAGGUGAAGUGUCUAUCCUGUGGCACAGAAUCCAAUAAGGUUGAUGAGAUAAUGGAUAUUAGUCUUGAUGUUUUUCAUAGUAAUUCGGUUAAAGACGCCCUGCAAAGGUUCUUUCAGCCUGAGCUUUUGGAUGGCCAGAACAAGUACAAAUGCGAAAGUUGUAACAAAUUGGUGGCAGCAAGGAAGCAAAUGUCUAUUCUUCAAGCACCCAAUGUUCUUGUUAUCCAACUUAAGAGAUUUGAGGGUAUAUUUGGCGGGAAGAUUGAUAAAUCUAUUUCAUUUGAGGAUGUUUUGGUGCUCUCAAGCUUCAUGUGCAAAGCAAGCCAGGAUCUGCGGCCUGAGUAUAAGCUUUUUGGCACUAUUGUGCAUUCAGGCUUCUCACCAGAGUCUGGUCACUAUUAUGCAUAUAUUAAGGAUGCCAUGGGUCGGUGGUAUCGCUGCAAUGAUUCAUUUGUCUCGCUUUCCACCUUGCAAGAGGUAUUAUCUGAAAAGGUUUACAUCCUUUUCUUCUCUCGUACCAACCAAAGGCCAGCAGCUAGCACUGCUUCCAAUGGAGUGAGUUCUCGUGAUUGUAAUGGCCGUGAAACAUCUAAAAGCCCAAAGCCUGCUCUUCCACCGAAAGGAGCACAAACAAAACCUUAUGAACAGUCUUCUUGGAAGGAUAUCUCAGCCAUAUCUAAGGUUGAUAAAGCGCCUUCUAGCCCACGGAUGAAGUUUAAUAUCAGUGGAAAUUCUAGCUCCAAAAGAGCUCCUGCAACUAAUAAUGGAAAAUUUGCUUGCAAGAAUCAAUCCUUAGGAUCAAACGGGGAAAGAGCUCCUGGAACUGAUAAUGGAAAAGUUGCUCACAAAAAUCAAUCCUUAGGAUCAAAUGGGGAAAGACCUCGGACAACUGAUAAUGGAAAAAUUGCUUAUAAGGAUGAAGCAUUUCGAUCAGAUGGGGAAAGAACUCCUGCUACUGCUAAUGGAAAAAUUGCUCACAAGAAUCUAUCUUUAGGAUCAAAUGGGGAAAGAGCACCUGCAACUGAUAAUGGAAAAAUUGCUUACGAGAAUCGGUCCAUAGGAUUGAACGGAGAUGUGAAGGACCCAGUUAGUUUGGAGAAACGUGAGAAAGCUAAGACAUCUUUGAUAAACAAGGAUGGUUUACACAGAGAUAAAAAGUCUGAUAUUAUUGGUGGUAACAGUAGCAAAGCUUCUUUGUUAUCACGAGAAAAUGGUGGUACUGGUUCAGUAAAAACUGAACUCUGUGAAGGUAUUGGUGCACGAGACAGGUUGACAGCAGGGGAAGUGCCUGAUCACAGUGAAUUGGAUAAUAGUGGUCUCCAUGGCCACUCUGGGGUCUCUGGGCCCAAAAGAAAAUCUCAGGAUUCAUGCAUUUUGUUUGCACGUGAUGAUCAAUCCCGGGCAGAAGUUGAAGGACUGAAGGAAAUUCUCAAGAAAGAAGCUUCUUCAGUUUUGCGAUCAUGUGGCUGGUCGGAUAAAGUGCACAGUUUUAUGCGUUCAAAGAAAAGGUUAUGUGCACAGCAAGUUGGAACCGAUCUGAACAGUGAUGAAGUGAAGAAGUUGUUGAUCGUGGAUUCCAAAUCAGCUUUUCUUUCACAAAUACCCGAGUCUUUGAGAGCGGACUUGGUCAACCGUAUUCGAUCAUUUAGCCAAAAAUAGUGUCAUUAAUUUGGUGCUUUGUCAACUCCGAACACGUGUUAGCUGGCGGGAAUUGGUGUGUGAAUUGUAUAAAUCCUGUUGUGGUGUUGAAGAUAUCACCCGAGCAAGGAGAGGAUUGUGAUAUAAACUGAGCUCUUCUUCGGCAAGUGCUGGUGUCAGCGGUCAUGCUUUGCCAACAGCGAUAUACUUUUGUAGAUGCAUCAUGUCAAGUUGAGACGAAAGUGGUGAUUCAAAUCUUGCCGAAGUUGUUUCUUCCUUUGAGGCUGUGUAGUUGGUUUUGGGCAGAGAACAAAGUCAAGAAUUCUAUUCAUUAUGUACGAUAUCCUUUUGGCAGUAUAAUCAGUAUUUAGCCCUCAUUGUUAUGGAUCAUCACUGUUUUCUUCUUCAAAAUGUGAUCCGGUAGUUAGAGAAACAUGGAUAACUAAGUUCAACCAUCUAAAAUAGUUAACCUUUUCUGUUCACAUUUUUUUAAUGACUUUGUUUGUUGGUGGUUUCUUUACUUUAUUAUUACUUGGAACAAGUUAUUUGUUGGUGUAUGCUGCACUGGAAA